GAUUUAUACGAUAUUGUUUCACUUCGUUUUAUCAUUAUCAAUAUUUUUUAUUAUAAAUAUAAUUAUUUUUAUUGUUUAUUAGAUACUUUUCAUGUCCUAUACAAUUUUUCUGUAUGUGUGUAUGUGUUAUGAUUUUAUAUUUUUUAGAAGUCUAAAACUUUUAUAAUUGCGCGAUACACACGAACUCCAAUCCUAUAAGUCUAUUAUAAAAUUUUAUCCUUGAGCUUGUACGCGCGAGAGCGAUUCACGCAUAUACAUCACUUGUUAAACCUUGAUCGGAAAUACACGUAAUUCGCUUCCGAUUACCGAAUCAAGGUCGGCAACGCAUUAAUUAAGUCUUGCGAACUUGAGCUCGAUUUCAGAAUAGAAGAUAUUUCUCCAAUGUAAUGAUGCGAGAAUUCACGAUCUCUGAUAUAAUUAUAUCUGUAUAAAAGAAAUAAUCCAAAUUUUUAGUUUAAAUUUUUAUAGAUAUUUAAUUUUAUGUGUACCGCACAAUUUUAACAUUCCAUUACACAUAUAUAUACACGAUUGUAGAUGAGCUUCCUUAAAAAUAUUUAUUAUUCAUAAUAAGAAGCUAUUCUAAAAUAAAAUAAGAUUGUACAGCAGAAAUAACUUUGUCAAAAUUAUUAAUGAAGUUUUUAGAAGCUAGUUUCUAAAACUAAGAAACUAUUUCUAGUAUUUAACAAGAUAAAAUCGAUUUUUCAAUCGCAAUUCUCGAAAUUAAACUUUGAAUGAGAAUUUUAAUUAAUAUGUUCCUUCUCUCUUUAGAUAUACAUUAUAAUUAUAUACGCAUAUUUCAACGUAUAUUCGAAUACUUUUUUUACAUGUUAAAGUAUUCGAAAAUCGCGUUUUGCUAAUCGAAGCAUUCUCGGACAGAUUUUCGGAAAGUGUGAUUGUGAAUAAUCCGCUUGUGCCGAUGGAUCUUUUUUUCCCGAUGCGUCGUACCAGCGCAUCGGAUUGCAGGAUGACGCGAUCGUUAAAUCAUCUUUUGUGUCGCACACCGGGAAUUACGCAACGACGACGCCCUCGGCGUAUUAUACAUACAUAGAACAUACAUCACAUACAUGUAUUUACGUCGCGCGAUGCAUCACGACGUAUCUUUUCAACACCCAGUACGUGGGCCGCGUUCGUGUCGACUCGGCAUGAUUCGGGCGCGUUCGUGUGACAUCGACGGCAAAUCAGAUACAAUCGAUAGCGUGGAAAUCGCGGACGGAGAGAGAGGCAGAGAGGCAGAGGCUGCCUCACUUCGUUCACUCGCGUCCAGCUGGUCUAGCUGUCAGUCGUAUUCUCGUACGUCGUGUCGCGUUCCUCGCGUGUCAUGGGAGCGCGUGUAGUGUCUGCGUAGAGGAAACCUACCACAAUUGAUCGAUUCUCUCCGCGCGUACGCUGGCUGCGACAUCGAUGAAUAAGAUGCGCCUCGAAAAUGUUGCAAGAUGAAGAUGAAGCCCUGUACGAGAUCGCGUCCGAUCCGAAGGGAGAAGAGAUCCAAAAACUUAGUGUUAUACAAAGUCUACCAAGUCUUUUAGCUACCGACACGCAAUCAUGUAUGUCUCGAGUGGUACCUAAAAUGCAGCAGUCUCUGGCUACUGCAUCAACUGAAUUUCACAUAGCAGCAUCAUCUACGUUUAAAACAAUUUUAGAGCAAAAGCUUGUCAGUCAUAAUGUUUUCAGUCAGACAUUCCUUCAAAGUAUAUUAAAUUCUCUGGAGAGUCGUGAUCCAGUUAUCUGUCACGCAUGGUUGGAGACCUUACUGGAUGUGAUAGAGUUACUGCCGGUAGAAGUUGUAAGAGCACAGAUUCUUCCAUUGACUAUAAGUAAAGGACAGUUGUCACAACCUAUCUACUCCAGGAUAACAUGCAGCAGAUUAUUGGGAAAGAUUUGUACACGAUUUGAUUCUGCUAUGAUACAAAAGGAAGUUCUACCAACGGUACACUCUCUCUGUCAGGAUGUAAAUAGUGACGUGCGCGCUAAUAUUUGUUUGCAAUUACGUUUCGUUGCGGAGGGCCUUGGUGCUGAGUCUGUGAAACCUGCUUUACUACCGUCUUUAGUAGAAUUAGCAAGUGACGAAGAAAGCAAUGUAAGAUAUGCCUCUGUACAGACAAUAGUGUAUUUACUACCUCAUCUUCAGGAAGAUACAAUAAAAAAUAUAAUAGCACCACUUGUUAAAAAACUAUGUGAAAAUGCAGCUAAAUCAGAAGAUAAUGUGAUAUGCAUAAUAGCUCAAGAGUUGGGAAAGCUUGUACUUGGCCUAGAAAAAUGCUUGUCAACAUCAGAGAAAACAUGGUUCUUAAAGUAUUUUCAACAACUUGCACAGAUGGGAAUACCAUCAUUGAAGAAAGAGAAACUGCAAUUUACAUUUAUUAGUAGCAAUCCUACACAAGAUGAAAGAUACGUUGAAUGCAGAAGACAUUGUGCAUUUAAUUUGCCUGCAAUGUUUAUUUUUAUAUCAAACUCUUCAGAAGAUGUAAAUGCGUUACUUACGACAUUUGAUGCAUUGACAAGUGAUCAUUAUUAUAUGGUUCGGAGAACUGUUGCUUGUGGAAUUCACGAAGUGACGAAGGUUUUAGGAUCAAAGAGUGCACGGAUAAGGGGAAAUUUAAUAAAAUUAUUGAAAGAUGAUUCGGAGGAAGUGCUUCAAGGGUUAAUUCCUCAUAUAGGAUUAACAUUAGAAAGUUUAGCUGAAAAUCAAACUGUUGGAACAGAUAGAGUGGAUUCUACUCUGAUGGAAAUAGGUAAAGCCUUAUUGAAGUGUGAGGCCAAAGUCGCGGGUACAUACAAUUGGAGAUUGGCGUCGUUGAUGCAUGCGCAGUUAGAGAUUUUACCUAAAUGUUUUCCCAGUGAUUUUAUAUACUCGUAUUUCGUGCCAAUGGCUUUCUCCAGAAUUUUGCAUGCACGACCGAUACCGGUACGUCUUGCCGCAGGAACACUUUUUCUUGUCCUUCUACGAUACAACAUGAAACCUAUACAAAGAGCGGAACUGCGUAAUAGAAUCUUUACGGAUAUAGCCAAUAAUCCUGAUUGUUAUGUGAGAAUGAUGUUUGUCCGUAUGAUGAUCGAAGCGUUGGAAAUCUUUUCUUCCGUUUAUUUUAAGGAACACUUUUUCAAUGUCUUAUUGAGUCUGGCCGAAGAUCCAGUAGCUAAUAUAAGAAUGAAAGUAGUAUCUUUACUGCCACAACUAAAGAAUCAGCUGUGGAUACCAACCGAUAAGAAAUUAUUGACAUCAUUAGAGUCGAUUGUGAGACAUUUGGUUAAUAAUGAAAAGGAUAAAGAUGUGCUAUUUAUUUUAAAAAGUGUCACGCAAAAAUUAGACGAAAUGGAUGUCAAAUAUGAAGGCCAGACUUUAACAACGAAGCUUACCAAACAAGAUAUAGAAGAUGCCAAAAAGUUGGAAGAGGAAAAAAAGUUGUUAGGUAUAGGUGCAGGAAAGUCAGCGACUGGAAGUAUAGUAAAGAAAGGUUGGACAAGAACAGGAAGUGAUAUUUCUACAAGAGGAUUGCAGUCAAAAGGUGAGCGUCCAGUGGUGAAUAAUGAAGCAUCAUACGAAACAAAGUUGUUAUUAAUGAAAUAUGGAGCUGCACCAUCGCGUCAAACAGUUGAAAGUUUAAAAACAAGAAUUCUACUAACACAUCCUUGGGAAAGAGUAGGAUAUUUUAAUUCACAUACUAAUACGUCACAUCUUAACUUUGAAAACGAACCAUCUAAUGAUUAUAUCACGCAAAAGCUGCAAUGUAGCUGCUCCAAGUUGGCUGUAUUCAAAGCUCUCUUGCAAUUGCCGGAUACAUGCGAGCAAGAGUAUAAAAGUAGUGAUGCUUCCCAAUGCGGUUCGUAUUACGAUACCGACAACGAUCGCGCAAAGUUUCGAGAACAAUCGAUCCAAGCGAGCGAAUAUAAUAACUCUUCCACCUUUGCUUCAUCAAAAUCUUUCCUUCUGCCGCUUGUAAGAGAAGAUAAUAAGCAAGAGUCGCAACAGCAUUCCCUACUAACGGGGCGGGAUUACUCGCAUGAAUUUCCUACUAACAUCGGCGACAAGGACAGAGCGCCGAACUUUGCCGGUCUGAGAGCCCUCACGGACGCGGCUCAUUAUAAUUCCUGUUGGGCUUUUAGCUCCAUGCCAGAAAUACCCGUGAUGCAGUCGGACGAUGAAUUCUUAGUGGACGCCGGUAUCAGGAUACCCACGCAAUUCUCCGCUUCCCCGAGCGCAUCUAAAAUCCCGCAUUUGCAAGAUUUUAUCGCCACGAGGAGACGACCAAACAACAGCGCGGUUCGACCUAGACGAAAUAGCGUGAACUUCGAUAAGACCAAGUUCAAGAGACAUUCCUCUGUUGAAUACGAAGAUUGCAUGAAACGUAGGACAAGUGAAAAUGAUGAUCCGUCAAUGAGAAGUACAACUUCGAUAGAUUACGAAGAAGGUUUGCGACAACGUAACAUGUUGAAGGAAAAUCUGAGCGACCAGCAGUCGUCUAAAACUAAAAGAUAUUCGGCGCCGUACGGAAGAACUAGGUUUGGAUGGGACGCUAGCCAAGAGAGAUCUGUGGACGAAAAAUUUAAGAGAAAUUCUUUGAUACUCGACAAGGACAAAUUGAGAUUUGCUAAUUCCAAGUGUGUGCUAGAUCGCACGAAACGUCAUUCCACAAAUUUUAGCUUGAAGCUAUCCGACUCUAAAGAAACGAAGCAAAACGUGAAACGUCACAGUCUAGAAGAUCAUACAACGGUACAUCGAGCUAUAAAAGGAUACUUUUCGACAUUGGACGUAAACCAUAAUCAAGGUCUUAGCAAAAUCCCAUUGAGAAAUAUCGAGUCUCGCAGCAGAACCGCACCCGCUACCAGAGCAUCCAGCCCCGUACUCAUGGAACCGCGAUUUAGAUUCGACGUCGAGAAUUGUGACGAUAUUCGAAGUUCUGCUAGCGACAGACAUUUAAGUAGAUUUAGCUCGAGUGACGAGGAGGUCGACAAAUUAUGUAAGAUGCUAUUACAUUCUCAAACAAAGAAUGUAAUAGCACAGAGUAGCACAAGCGGAACACCAAGAAGUAGAGGAAGAUAUCCUAUUCACCUGUUAAUGAAGAAACUAUAAAACGGUAUUAUUCUUUCUAUGUAUCUCUUAUAUAAUUUCUAUAUAACUAUUCUAUGAUUGCAUUUAACAACUAUAUGUUAAUUUUUAUAUGCAGAUUUCCAAAUUUAUUUACAACGAAGCUAAAUUGAUUCGGAAUAAUAUAUAACUGCUUUGAAGUUUCUUUGCGAAAUUUAUAAUUGAAUAUAAAUCUGAUUUUACAUGAUUAAUUUUUCAGCAUCUCAAAUAUAACGUUAUCGCAAGUAAAUAGAUAAUCUCAUAAUAUUCAAUAUCUGUAUUAUAAACUACGAUAUUAUUUACAGUAUUAAUAUGUAUUUUUAUUUAUUUUUGAAAUUGUAAUGUAUACAUACCGUUGUAUACUACCAUUCUUUCAAAUCUAAAAUCACAUAUCUUAACAUAGAACAUCAUUGAUAAUUCUGAUUCUGGAAUAAGAGAUUCCAAGAGAAAUCACAAAUCUUGCAAAUAAUUUUAUUAUUUGGAAAGUCGUAGUCAUAUAAGAAUUGUUUUUGAGAAUGUAUACAAACCUUAAUUGCAUAUUGGCAUUAACGCAAUUAAGUUUGCAUUGUAUAAUAACUUUAUAUACUUGCUAAUUAUAUUAGCGAAUCAGUUAUUGUCAUUGUCUUUAAUUAACGCUCUAUAAACAGGGUAUAUCUUUAUAAUUCAUUGAGUAACAUGGCAAUUUUUCUGCAUUGUGCCUUUUCUAUACAGUAAUUUUCAUUAUUCACUUAAUGUGAUGCAAGAGUAUCUGUAAAUUCUUAUUUUAUUCUCAAUUUACAUAACAGAAUAUUUUCUAUCAGAUUGAUAAUAUUUAGAAUCAUAUUAUAAAAAGAAGGGUUUUUUUUUUCUUGGAAGUCGAUAUUUUAUCUAAUAUUCUUUUUAGCUUUAAAUUUAAUGUACAUAAUUACUUAUAUAAAUAGCUUUGUGAAAUAUUAAUUGGUGACAAGAGAUGCGUUUUAUUAAGAAUAUUUAGGCUUAAUACAAAAUUAAUUGCUCGUAAAAUGGCCCUAUGUACUUAUAUGAGAUAAGAUAAUAUUAUAUUGAUUUUUUUAGUAUUUUUUAUUAUUUGCUGAAUCAAAUUAUGAAGAAACAAUAUGUACGCUUAUUUCGAGGAAGACUGUUUUUUAGAUUCUACGAUUUAAAAUUAUAGAAUAAAAAAACUAAGAGGGAGAUAUUUCAUUUAUAUGUUACUUCAGAGAUACAUAUUUAAUAAUAUUGGCCUUUAACAUAGUAAGGUUAUAAUUUCUUAUUACUAAUAGUAUUAAAAAUGGUUGUUAUUAAGAAAAUGAGUUAUUCUAGAUCUUAGAAUAAAAUAUUACUAAAUGAAGAUUUACUCUAGUAGCGAGCGCCUAGAAUCUAGUCUGCAUAGAUAUAGUCUAUGAAAGAUCUGGAAAGGUAUAGUCAUGAUUUGAGAUUUGAGAAAUAACAAAAUAUAUAAUAAAGUAGAUUAGUAAAUAAAUAUUUACAUAAUCAUUUUUAAUUUUAAUCAAAAUUGAUACAUGUGAGCCUCAAUUAUAAAGAUCUGAUGUAUAUUAUUAUUUUCAUGCAUCCAUUUCAGUAUAGUUGCUAUUGUUAAUCAUUAUUUAAGUUAACGAUAUCAUUAUUUAAGUUAAUUUUUUUUUUUUUAAUUUAUUAUUUAUGAGAAAGAUUAAUCAAAAGAAGAGAAUAAGUGGCAUGAUUCAGUAAAAAGACCAUUUCUAUACAAAUCAAUCAUAACACUUUUAAAAAGAAAGUUAUUUGAUAUUAAUACAUUAAAUUAUUUUAUUUACAAAGAACUAGCUGUCUGAACAUAUGUUUAGUUCAAUUCAUAGAUCUCAAAUUAUGACUAUAUUUCUUUCUAAUAUAAUACAUUCAGAGUAUCCCAUUAAUGAUGAAUAUUUUUGGAAUGAUGCAAAGUAUAUCAUUUUUCUGCUUUUCAAAUAUAUGGUUUAUUGGAAUCCUUUCAAGAUUUGAGAGAAAAUAUAUAUUAAUAAGUAUUUUCGAGUUUUUACAGAUAUAAGUUAUAAUUUUUUGUAUAAGAACAUUUUCUAUGUGCACAAAUAUUUCGGACACAAAUGAUUUUAAUGAGACUCUAAAUAAAUAAAAUUUGCAUUUUAAUUUUAAUCACACACAUGCUACAUUUCCGCCGAGGAAAGCAUCUUUUUACAUAACAGAAAAGGUUCCAUUAAACCAUAAGUUUAAAAAAGGAGAAAAUCUAUUUUGCAUUUUUAUAAAAAUGUGAACCUCUGAUAUUUUUAUUGGAGCCUCUUAUAAUGAAGAGACCUAAAUGCAUCCAGAGCAUAAUAGAGCAUUUAAAUAAUUGUUUUUAAUUUUCUUGCUGCUACUGUUGCCUGUUUUAUUGAUAUAUUUAUAAGUUAAGUUUAAAGAAAUAUAAAGCGCGAUAUGUCUCAAUGAAAAAUUUAAGUAAGUUAUAGAGAAAAAAAAAUUUUUUUAGGUUGUAUAAAGUAUACAUAAAUUCAAUAUUGGAUAUUUUAAUAAUUCAUAAUUGAGCUUUUAAACACACGUGGUCGAAAAACAUUUUUAAGCCAAAGAGGGUUGUUAAUGAUAUAUAAUGAUGUACAAAGUUUCGAAGGCAUUAUAUACACACUUAUAUACAAAAUAUCUUUAAAAAGGCAUAUACACGGUUAUAUUAUUAUUGGAUUUAUUUUUUCGCGUUAAAAAUUUACGACUUAAUAAUCAAAUUCUUAACGAUCGAGAUAAUAAUUAUUUUUUUAAACAUAUUUUUUGUUUAACAUUAAGGGAAUUAUUACGAAAAGAAUAUUUUACUUUAUGAUU
Formica exsecta is the source of this 7840-nucleotide messenger RNA. Its product is annotated as serine/threonine-protein phosphatase 4 regulatory subunit 4-like. Gene Ontology annotation, molecular function: protein phosphatase regulator activity; protein binding. Gene Ontology annotation, cellular component: cytosol; protein serine/threonine phosphatase complex. The record is from RefSeq and is a predicted model, not a curated record. The coding region runs from base 1424 to 5071 and encodes 1215 amino acids. NCBI's taxonomy places the organism in Eukaryota, Metazoa, Arthropoda, Insecta, Hymenoptera, Formicidae. The transcript is spliced from 17 exons.